AUGACACUUAGCACUAGAGGAAUUCCUGACAUUAUGGCCUACUUUGGGAUGAAAAAUAUUUUGAAUGAUGUUGGGUGUAAGUUGACUAUGUAUUUCUACAGGGUGGGCAGAGGACUUUCUAUUGGUACAACCUGUCUCCAGAGCAUAUUCCAAGUCAUCACUAUCAGCCCCAUCAAUUCAAAAUGGGUCUGGCUAAAACUCAGAAUAAACAAAUGUGUGCUUCCUUUCUUCCUUUUUAUCUGGAUAAUCAACAUGGUGAUCCACAUCCCAGUCAUUUAUUCCCUUCAAGCCAGUGAAAAUUUCACUUUGUACCAUAAUGGUUAUUCUAUGAAAUACUGUGUCACUAAGCCAAAUAUUCCUCGUGUGGGUUCUAAUUUAUUUAUCACAGCCAUGACUACCAGCGAUUUCUUCUUUCUUACCCUAAUGAGCUUGGCCAGUGGUUACAUGGUAGCAUUUCUUUACAGACAUAAAAAGAAUAUUCAGCACAUUCGUAACACUAGCCUCUCCUCUAGGUCUUCCUGUGAGACCAGGGCUACCCAAACCAUCCUGUUACUGGUGGGCUUUUAUGUUAUAUUUUACUGGAUUGGCUGUUGCCUUAUAAUAUAUUUAGCUUUUUCUUACAAGAAAGACAUGGUUUUGGGUAGCAUUGGUUCUGUGCUAAAUUCUUGUUACCCUGUUCUCUGUCCUUUCAUAUUAGCAAGCACUGAUUUCCAGGGUCUUAGGCUAACCUGCAUCCUUAGGAAAAAUCUAGUCCUAAAUCCUCAUUUGAAAGAUCCACUGCAUGGACAAUUCAUUCCAUAUUCUACUCCACUAAGAGUCUCCAAGUAA
This is a messenger RNA of Gracilinanus agilis (Agile Gracile Mouse Opossum), 828 nucleotides long. RefSeq names its product vomeronasal type-1 receptor 4-like. Gene Ontology annotation, biological process: G protein-coupled receptor signaling pathway. NCBI's taxonomy places the organism in Eukaryota, Metazoa, Chordata, Mammalia, Didelphimorphia, Didelphidae. The record is from RefSeq and is a predicted model, not a curated record. Bases 1 to 828 code for a protein of 275 amino acids. The transcript has a single exon. Gene Ontology annotation, molecular function: pheromone receptor activity. Gene Ontology annotation, cellular component: membrane.